Messenger RNA from Sardina pilchardus (European sardine), 4541 nucleotides. It is a transcript of the gene il6st, whose product is annotated as interleukin 6 cytokine family signal transduce. The transcript is spliced from 16 exons. Gene Ontology annotation, biological process: cytokine-mediated signaling pathway. The record is from RefSeq and is a predicted model, not a curated record. Bases 124 to 2916 code for a protein of 930 amino acids. Gene Ontology annotation, cellular component: external side of plasma membrane; membrane; signaling receptor complex. NCBI's taxonomy places the organism in Eukaryota, Metazoa, Chordata, Actinopteri, Clupeiformes, Clupeidae. Gene Ontology annotation, molecular function: cytokine binding; cytokine receptor activity.
CACACGCUCAAGGCGGGGUUUCUCGUCAAGUGAAGUAUUGCUUCUGGAGUGCUGGAUAUUUGUUCUUCGGGACAGAGAUGGGAUCAGCGGGAUAGUAAGGAUACACAGUGAUUUUAAGACAUCAUGGCCACUUUCCUCUGGGUUCUGUCUGCGUUGUUGCUGCCCAGUGUACACGCUGAAUGGAGGUGUGUAGAGAUCUUCCCCAAUCCGGAAGAGUUGCAUCCCGUGGAGCUCGGGAAGGAAUUCACAGCCACUUGCAUCCUGCGUCAUAAGGACCUCAAAGCUAAAAACAUAGCUUGGAGCUAUGGAAAUGGGAAGAAAGACGUCCACAUCCCAAAAGAGUUCUACAGGAGGAUAAACGAGUCCGCGGGUAGCGUCACAGUCAACGUGACUGAAGAUAUGACAGGAUUCUUCAAAUGUGUUCAUCCAAACGAAUACAGGUUCCUCAGCAACUGCACCUCCUACAGCUACGGGAUUGGGCUUGAUCUAGGAUAUCCUCCAGAAAAGCCCACAAAUGUGAGCUGCCAGGCAGUGCAAGAUGGAGACAAGAUGUCCAACAAUGUGACCUGUCGAUGGAACCCAGGAGCAAGAGACCCUAGAAUCCUCACCUACUACACAGUAUUUAUAGAAUAUACAGGGAAGACGUUCCACGGAAAUGCGACCAAGAGCAGUGGGAGAUUGACACUGGAUAUCUUUCCACACCACCUCGACUUGAAGAUUUGGGUGGUGGCCGAAAAUCGAUUGGGGAAGGUCACUUCUGAUUUCCUCAUGCCGGAAGCAGAUCAAUUGAUCAAAACAAAUCCACCAAGAAAGUUGAUUGUUACUGCAGAGAACGAGUUCCCAAAGUCACUUUUUAUCAAGUGGACGGAACCCAUUCACCAUACCUAUGUAGUGUUGAAGUACAACAUUAGGUAUUGUGAGAAGGGAUCUCACACCUGGACUGAGGUGCCUCAGGAGGACACCAAAGGCUACAUGGACUCGUUCCGGCCCCAGGCCCUGAAGCCGUACACCGAGUAUGUAGUGCAGGUGCGCUGUAAGAACACCAAAGACCUGGGCUACUGGAGCGACUGGAGUCACAAUGCCACCGCCAGCACUCCAGAGGACCGGCCUUACACUAAGCCUGACUUACGGAUGAACCCCAAUUUGGAUGAUGCACAGAGGACCGUCGAGAUCUCGGUGAAGAAACCGUUGAUGCCAAACGGGAAGAUACUUAGAUAUGAGAUAACCGUGGUUGAGGAUGGCAAAUCUACAAACUUUUCGCUUCCCUUUGAUGAUAAAGAGCCCUUCCAAAAGUUCAACUUCACCUUGCAAAGGCAGUGUAUCAUCGCUUAUGUCCGUGUCACUGCAACAAACUCUGUGGGGAACUCACCCCCUGCAGACCUGGCUGUUCCAUUGAGGGGUCAAGGGCUUCCUGCUGUGGGGAAUCUGUUUGCAUAUGCCCAGGAUGACGUGCUCUGGGUGGAGUGGUGUGCCCCUAAGGUGGAUGGUCUCGUCGAGUACGUGCUGGAAUGGGUGUCCCUGUUGGACGGGGAAUGGAACUGGCAGAAGGAACCGCGUAAUGCUACCAGGGCCUACUUCAAAGGCAACCUGCAGUCCUUUGUACCAUAUAACGUGACUGUGGUCCCCAUCUACCAUCGAGGGUGGAAGUCACCUACCAAAGUCAUACACCUUACUCUGGCUGGGGAUCGCCGCACAGUCCCCGCUUUUGUUAAGGAAGGAGCCCCAGAGGUCGUCCCAGAGCCUUCUCUGGUCAAGACUUGGAAGAACAGUGCUCAGCUGGUCUGGACGGAGAUUCCUCUAGAAAAGCAGCGAGGCUUCAUCACCAACUACACCAUCGUCUACGAGGCCCCCGGCAAGAUAGUCCGGCAAGCCGUGCCUCUCAAUGCGCUCUCUGUCACACUUGAACACUUGACCAAGGAAACAUCCUACAAGGUUUACUUUGUGGUCUCAACAUCGGCAGGCUCAACAAGAAGCACCCCUUUUACCCUGACCACCCCAAAAUAUGAUCCAGGGCAAAUUGAGAUGAUUGUGGUGUCCGUGUGCUUCGGCUUCCUCUUCCUGGUCAUACUGUUCCUCAGGCUGUGCUUCAAGAACAAAGAGACGCUCAAGAAGAAAUUCUGGCCCCAGGUUCCUGAUCCGUAUAACAGCACUGUGGCUACGUGGUCUCCAGAUCUAUCAUCCAGGACUGGUACGCCCAAAGAGGCCGGGCUGGGUGACCUGAGUGUUGUGGAAGUGGACGUGUUCGACCAGAAGUCGCUGUGCGACGAGGACAAGACCUCGCUUCCGGCGCUCAAGAAGGACAAGUACAUGUCGGAGGAGCACAGCAGCGGCAUCGGCGGCUCCUCGUGCAUGUCCUCGCCCCGCCAGAGCGUCUCGGACAGCGACGAGGCCGACUCGGGCCAGACCACGGCCAGCACCGUCCAGUACUCCUCCGUGGUGGGCUACAAGGGCCAGACGCCGGCGGGAGCCGUCUCUUCCGCUGCAGCCUCCUCGUCCUCCUCUUCCUCCUCCUCCUCCUCCUCCUCCUCGCCAGCCACCUCCGCCACCGCAGCCUCGGCGCACACCUUUGCCCGCUCCGAGUCCACACAGCCGCUCCUGGACUGCGAGGAGCAGCAGGAGGGCAGUGGCGGGCACCACCACCACCACCACCCUCCAGGCAGGGGCAGCUUAUUCAGGCGGCACCACGGCUUCGGCGAUGCCGACAGCAGCGGUGGCAGCAGCGGGGUCGGAGGAAGUCCGAUGCAUCGGCCGCACCCGUCCGAGCAGGACGAGCUGGACUCCAGCUCCUUGGAGUUCUGUCCGGCCGAGGAGGCCUCGCUCGAGCAGCCGCAGCCGCAGCCCGCCGACCAGCACACCGACGCUCGUUCCGCCCGCCCACCGUACAUGCCCCAACAGAGUGGCUACAGACCCCAGUGACCCCACGAAUCUGUGUCCACUUCCCGACUCCCCCCAUCGCGCCCGUGGCCUCCCUCAUUCCCUGCGCAUGUGCCUUUGUUUUACUGACAACCACGGAGACAUUUCAGCAAGUGCAACAGUGAUGAACUGAUAUCCUUUGUUUUUAUUUGUUUGUUUUGUUUGUGAUUCACACCCAAUGAUUGACGGCGGCAGUUUUGCACUUCAGUUAAAUAGCAGUGUGUAAGCUUUUGGAAACUGACGGAUGAACUCAGGCCAAAAGACGUUUUCGUGUCCCAUGCCUGGCCCCAUCCACUGACUUCACUCACUGUUCACUGGGCCUCAUUUCAGUAUGCGUUGCCCCCAUUUCAAAACAGGAACUGCAGAUUGGGGGUCUGCCAAUCAUUGUCUGACCUUGUCUGACCAUUCACAUGUAGGGUUGCAAAGUUGGAAACUUUCCAUGGGAAUAAAUAGGAAUUAAUGGGAAUAUACUGGAGUUUUUUUUAAAUAUGGCUUGUUAGUAUAUAACAGAGAACCUACAGGUAGUUGCAGCAUAAUGUUCGUUAAAACAGCCUGAUGUAGUGCAUAUUCAGUUGAAUUUCUGCCCUGCACAUAUGUCCAUCACAUGCGCACAGCAAUUAGCACAGGCUACUAGACAUAUAGGAAACCUAUGGUGCGCAAUUUCCUUUAAUUCCAUGAAAGUUUCCCAACAUCCCAAAAUUCCCCAGCUUAACUUCCCAUGGAAAAUAUCCGGAAGGUUUUGGGAAAGUUUCGGGAAAUUUUACCGGAAAUGUUCCACCCCUUUGCAACCCUAUUCACAUGUUGUGUCUUUGUCUUGUUCACCCUUGUGUAGUUGUAUGUAUGCCUUGAACUUAGCCAACUGGUUAUCUGGUGGUGAGAGAUGCAAGGGACGAGAAACAUCAGUAUUGAGAAUCUGCUCUGCCAGAGGCUAGAAAGGUGAAGAAUUCACUUUUAUGAAAUUAGAAGAAAAGCAUGAGACUUAAGGCAAAUAGUGCAGUUACAUUUUGUUUUGCACACUAUUUUGGAGGUAUUUUUAAUGUUAUGGAAAAUGUAGGAUGUCUAGACAGCAUUCAAUGGAACUGUUCACUGUACAGUUGUACAGUGUACAAUGAAACUUUUUAUGUAGUUGUAGUGUAGACAAGUUGACACAGUGUAAAUUGAGGAGUGAUAUGACUUCUAUUGAUGAUAUGUAUGUAUAUUUCAAGUGUAUCAUUGUGUGUUGCUUUUUAUUUGCAGAACUUUUUGAGUGCAGUUCUAGCCAUCUUAUUAUGGUUGUUACAUUUGUUGCUUUAGUUUGCACAUUUUUAUUUUUUAUUUUUAAUCUUACAUGAUCUCACGAGGCCUGAACCUUAUGUUUAAUUAUACUUCAACAGUUAUAUUUACAUAGUAAGAGAAAUCUUACUAACCAAAGAUAACAUAACAUCCUACUGUGUGGUUUAUGGGAUAUAUCUAUUCUGAUGUCUCACAGACUUGAAUGUUACUAUUUUAGAACAGUUCCCAGCUUGUUUGUGAGCAGUUUGUUUUCUGCUGCGAGUGUAACCUGUCGUUUAUUGUCAUUCAUGUGCCUGUUUUCUUUCUUUCUUCUUAAUCAUACACUACAUGUAAUAUAAACUACACUGCUCUCUGUC